UUCAGACUGAUCUUGAUGAUGGUCACUGUCCUUCUUGGGCGAAUCAAUUGAGAGGCCUUUACAACAUCUUUCAGUUUGUACAUGGCAACCUUAGGGGAGUUCCAGUGAUGUCUGAUGCUCCAGUAAUCAUGUUUCGACCAAGAGCAUGGAACAUGUUUGAAUUUAAUAUGAUGGUUGGAGGAAAGGUGGUUCCUGGUCCACUGUUUGAUUUUGGUCUUCACAUGUUCCACAACAGCAAACUUCUGAUGAAGGAUGGAAAUGGUCCUUUCUUCUACUUGCCCAAGCUUGAAGGAUCCAAUGAAGUGAAGCUGUGGAAUGAUAUUUUUGUUUGGACUCAACAAAGGCUCGGAUUACCGCAAGGUUCUAUAAAGGCCAGUGUUCUGAUAGAAAGUAUCUUUUGUUCGUUUGAACUUGAUCAAAUCCUGUAUGAAUUGCAGCAUCACUCCGCUGGUCUGAACUGCGGCAUGUGGGAUUACUCCGCUUCUUUAGUUAGCAACUUUGGUAAGUGAAAGUGGCAACUCUGCUGAACUUUGGAAAACACUUAACGAAGUCACAUCUCGCAAACAUUUUUCUCCUUUGUCGUGUAUUGAAUCUGACGGAGUUGUUACCUCUGACCCCAAAACGAUUGCUGAGAUUUUAAACGACCACCUCUCUACUGUUGGCUCAAAGCUCGCGGCCAAAUUCUUUCCCGGCAUGAAAUCCUUUCUUCAUGGCUCUUCAAAUGUCAAUAACAAUAUAAACAAGUUUAAACUUAACCCUUUUGAUGUGCAGUUUACUUUAAAGCAGCUUUCCGGCCCUACUGAAAACUAACAAAGCUAUUGGCUUGGAUCGGAUAAGUGCUCGCUUACUCAAAGAUUCCGCCCCCGUCAUAGCUGAUAGCUUAACUCUUCUAUUCAAUCGUUCUUUGGACUCUGGCAAUUUCCUUUCGCUCUGGAGGUGCAGUAAAGUGUCAGCGCUGUUUAAAUCUGGUGAUCGAGGUGACCCCAACAAUUACAGACCAAUUUCUAUUCUACCAACAAUCAGCAAAAUCCUUGAGAGAGGUGUUUAUGUGCAAGUUUACAAAUACCUAAUGGAUAAUGACAUCCUCACUCAGAAACAAUUUGGUUUCCGCCCGAUGAAGUCUACUAAUGCCGCACUUGCUCACUUUUGCGACACUGUAUUGGGUAAUAUGGAUGAAGUAUCUCUCACCGGCGCGGUCUUUCUGGACCUGGCUAAAGCAUUUGACACUGUUGACCAUCAGCGACUCCUUCUGAAACUCUACUCGAUUGGGUUUUCCAAUCACUCAGUCGAGUGGUUUAAGUCGUACCUGGAAAACCGUUGCUAAGUUACCGCUGUUAGAAAUGCUCGUUCUUCUAGUAAGCCGGUACCUGUUGGUGUCCCGCAAGGAAGCAUCCUCGGACCUUUGUUGUUUCUUCUUUAUGUUAAUGAUUUACCAUCUUGUUUACGUGAAUGUGACUUAACGUUACUUGCUGACGAUACCGUUAUUUAUGUUUCAGCGAAGGAUGCUGCUACCCUUGAGGUCCGGCUAAAUGCCGAUCUACAUUUUAAUAGCAAGUGGUUUUUUGACAAUCUCCUUACCCUCAAUGAAAGCAAAUGCAAAUUUGUCUUGUUUGGUAGUACCCAUAAGCUUAAAUCUUUUCAGAAUCUUUCUCUUUGCAUUAACGACCAUAACUUAGAAAGAACUGACUCUUUUAAGUAUUUAGGACUUACAAUCAGUCAAAAUAUGACUUGGCAAGAUCACGUUUCUUCGGUUGUCAACAAAGUCAAUCAACGCCUUGGUGUCCUGAGAAGAGUAAAGCAGAUGCUACCACUCCAAUCCCGUCUAACUCUCUCCAAUAGUCUCAUCCUUCCCUUGUUUUAUUAUGGUGACAUUGUUUGGGGUGAUAAGAAAAACUCCACUCUCAUGGAAAAUCUUCAGAUUCUUCAAAAUAAAGCUGCUAAGAUAAUUCUUGAUCGCCAUCCACAUGACUCCGCGUCCGAAGCUCUCGGUUUGAAGCCACUGCAUCUCAGGCGACGUUUCCAUCGUUGUACAACGAUCUUCAAGUGUUUGAAUGGUCUUAUUGACUUUGAUU
Molecule: messenger RNA, 2072 nt
Organism: Stylophora pistillata
Lineage: Eukaryota; Metazoa; Cnidaria; Anthozoa; Scleractinia; Pocilloporidae
Product: ureidoglycolate lyase-like
Biological process (GO): glyoxylate cycle
Cellular component (GO): cytoplasm
Molecular function (GO): malate synthase activity
Source: RefSeq, a predicted model, not a curated record